AAGAAACAAGUGCCAAAAAAUUUUCAAUUGAUAAGGGCAGCAGUAUUUCAGUUAUUGCAUUUUAAUUUCUGCUGAAGAAUGCUUGCGGACGUGGAUGUAUUCAUAUCCAACUAUACAUUAGUGGACCCAGAAAUAUACCAAUUAUGGAUAGAGGGCUUUUCGUCGAGCGAAGCCGUCUGCUACUUGAAACAGAAGGGAUUCGGCAGCAGUUUUGGCGCACCAAUUGAUCUUAUCGCCUCCGAAGUGCUCGACCAUUAUCGGACCUACUCUCUGAUAGAGCGUUUGCUUCAUGCACCAACUAAAUUGUUGGAACAAUCGUGUUUUCAGUUGGAGCCACAAACGCGAGAUUUUAUUAUUGAAAAGUAUUACUCCAUCGAUGACUUAGUUGCACGUGAAAUUCUAGGCAAGAAAUUGUCAAGUCGUUAUAGGAAAGAUCUGGAUGAAGUGUCGGAAAAGACUUGCGUUAAAUUGAAGUCAUGCAGACGACAAUUUGAUAACGUUAAACGUAUUUUUAAAGCUGUGGAGGAAUUACCAGGCAAUAUCACAAACAAUAUUAAACAACUAUUUUCCGUGUCCGAUGAGUUGGCAAAAAAAUACGCUUCAAUUGUUUUUCUUGCCUGUCUCCGUUUUGAAACUUCCAAAAAGAAGCUGCAAUUCUUGGCCUUCUCCGACUUGUUUGCUUGCUCACAAGCUAUUAUGAUCUACUGGACCUAUACCUAUCAACACUCAGGCCCCGAAUAUUACGAUACCGAAAUGGACAAAGAAUUUCUGUUGGAUUUGCGUGAGUUGCGUUGCUUGCUCGACAAGGAGAAGGAAAUUAAACAUCUUGUUUGCCUGCGAUUGAAGCCAGUGCUGUUGGAACGUGCUUACUUCGAGCUGGAUACGAAUUUCCGCUCCUAUUGGCGUGCAUUUAUUACCAUUGCUUGUAAUUUGCAUCGAAAUCGUGAAUUACGUGACUUGUUUUUGGAUUUGUGUGAAAAAUUGAUAGAACCGUGGCGUCAAAGUGGUUGGAGUAAAGAGCAAGUAAAUAAAUUUGUGUCAGCCAUAACACAAAGCGUGUUGGAUUUAGAAAUUUCGCGAGAUCAAGAGACGCGUUGUCUGUGGGAUCGUUACAUGCAGGUCAUUAGUAUUUGUUUGGAUCACAUGUUUCAUAUUUAGUGAAAAUAUUACGCAGCAUUUAUAUGUUAUUUAAAAUAUUUUGUCCUUUUUGUUUUCCUAUACAAAAAAGUUCGUUUGCCAUUGCUUGCUCAAGUUAUAUGCAUUGAGCUAAAAAGCGCAAUUUACCCGUUUUACAAAAUUAAGCGCAGCAUCAUGACAUUUAUAAAAUUGUAUUUUAAUUUAUUAAAAACACUUAAUAUUUAAAAUAAAAUCAAACAUAACGUACAUGUGAAUGUAUUAAUGAA
Bactrocera latifrons is the source of this 1403-nucleotide messenger RNA. RefSeq names its product acidic fibroblast growth factor intracellular-binding protein (gene Fibp). The record is from RefSeq and is a predicted model, not a curated record. The transcript is spliced from 8 exons. Bases 79 to 1158 code for a protein of 359 amino acids. NCBI's taxonomy places the organism in Eukaryota, Metazoa, Arthropoda, Insecta, Diptera, Tephritidae. Gene Ontology annotation, cellular component: nucleus.